Messenger RNA from Durusdinium trenchii, 315 nucleotides. The record is from the annotation of a GenBank genome assembly. Lineage: Eukaryota; Dinophyceae; Suessiales; Symbiodiniaceae.
AUGGCAAGCUAUCCAAGUAGCAUGGCAAAGGCCUGGUACCAAAUGGAAAGAAUUUCUUGGAACACAAAGUCACAUGCUAACUCUUGCUUGUUUGACACGGGUGCCAUAGUCCAUCAAAGUCGGGAGAUUCAGCUCAAGGCUCAAGGCAGUUUUCUCGGCUUGGAGGUUCAUGCCCACGGAACAGAAGUCCGGGGCAAGACCUCCUCAAUCACAACCAUCGAACCAUCCUCAUCCAUCACAGCUCACUGCGCGGUGCACUCACCAUACUUGAGAAAGACCUUACUGAGUGGCUAUGGCACAAAGAUUAAGUACUAA